Exaiptasia diaphana is the source of this 1013-nucleotide messenger RNA. RefSeq lists its product as uncharacterized. NCBI's taxonomy places the organism in Eukaryota, Metazoa, Cnidaria, Anthozoa, Actiniaria, Aiptasiidae. The transcript has 2 exons. The annotation marks the transcript as partial. The record is from RefSeq and is a predicted model, not a curated record.
UUACAGUGUAAUUUGUGUUUUCUAGUGUUACCUCAAAAAAUCCGUGUGGAUAAAGGCACAGAGACAGGAGUUAUGGCAACUAUGCAUUGCUUUUUGAGAGCAAAGCAUGGAGAUAUGGAAGAUCCAAGUGAUAGUGUUGUUUUUGGUCCCUCCACACAAAACAAAAUAGAGAGAUGGUGGAGAGAACUUUUGAAGAGGAUGGAAAGGAUUUUCAAGAAGCAAUUGUCUUCAUUGAUAGAAAAUGGUGACUAUGACUCUAGUGAUGAAAUAGACAGGUCUUUGCUUGCCUACAUCUACAUACCUGUUCUGCAAAAAGAAUUAGAUAUAKUCAGGCAAUUUGUGUGGAACAGUCAUCRAAUUAGGAAACAAAGGAAAAAGGAACUACCUACAGGAGUCCCAGAUCAUAUUUUCAAUUGUCCAGAAGACUAUGGAGGUAAAGAAUGUGGCUUAAAAGUAUCAGAAGAAGAUCUAAGAGAAGUGGCUGAAGUGUCCAAUGUGCUAAAUGGAACAGAUGAUUAUCUAAGUGAAGAUUUCCGUAAGGAAUGUGAAAAACAUAUCGCAAACACUGGCAAUAUAAAACCCUCAGAAGCAUCUAAUGCAUACUUGUAUAUUAAGGCACAUUUCAACAAAUAGUAGUUGAAUUACUAUGUGUUUCUAUGAAUAAAACUAACAAACUUCCAAUCAAUAUAUUCUCAAUUUAUUCUCAAUGGUGCUAGAUCAUUUUAUGCAGCUAUUAGUAAUUUAUACAUGUAGUUGUUGAAGUCAUUCUCAUGCAUUGGAGUCCCAGUGUAAUUGUUACUAUAGAAACACAUUGCUAAUAUCGUGUCUUUUGGACCAGUGUUUCUUCAGUAUGUUUGUAAUGAAAUGAAAUAAAAAUACUUAAAUUAAAUAAACAUAAUUUUCUUUCCGUCAUGCAAUAGUUGGGCGGCCUAUGCAUAGACUAGUGUUUGAACCCGCGAGUCAAGGAAUCAUGGUGACGUAAUGCCACAGGUAAUCCGCAUUUUGCUGAAAAA